This is a messenger RNA of Solea solea (common sole), 2552 nucleotides long. Its product is annotated as protocadherin gamma-A11-like. Gene Ontology annotation, molecular function: calcium ion binding. The record is from RefSeq and is a predicted model, not a curated record. The transcript has a single exon. Gene Ontology annotation, cellular component: plasma membrane. NCBI's taxonomy places the organism in Eukaryota, Metazoa, Chordata, Actinopteri, Pleuronectiformes, Soleidae. The coding region runs from base 159 to 2552 and encodes 797 amino acids. Gene Ontology annotation, biological process: homophilic cell-cell adhesion.
UCAGUUGUGUAUUUUUCCUUAUUCGAGGGAUACUCUGUUGUAUUGUCGAGCAUGUUAUUUUUGCCCCCGGGACAGUAGUGUUGGAAUACUUGGAUCCAUAUGUUGUUUCACUCUUGGCAGUAAUUUGAACAAAAGCCGAGGACACUUUUUGUGUCAAGAUGGGAAACAAAGGAUUCGCAAGCCUUCGUCCGGUCUUUCUCCUCGUUUGCAUUUUUCUGAUGCUGCAUCUCGUUCAUGGAGACCUGAGUUAUUCUGUUCCAGAGGAAACUAAACGAGGAUAUGUUAUUGGAAAUAUAGCGAAGGAUCUUGGUAUUGAUUUGAGGACACUGUCUUCCCGACAGGUCCGUGUUGAUUUUGGUGCAAGUCGGAAAAGAUACGGUGACAUGAAUCUGAACACCGGAGAUUUGAUCACAUCUGAGAGAAUUGACAGAGAAAGCCUUUGUGGCAAUAAACCGUCGUGCGUUUUGAAAGCAGAUUUAGUGUUAGAAACCCCUUUGGAGCUUCAUCGUGUUACACUUCAUGUUCAAGAUGUAAACGACAACGGCCCGCAAUUCAACGAUGAUUUGAUUGAAAUGGAAAUAAGAGAGUCAGCUGAGAAGGGUAACCGUUUCUCCAUUGAGGAGGCCCACGACGCAGAUAUAGGUCAAAAUGCGGUUCAAAGAUACAGCCUUCUAAAGAACGACUAUUUUAUUAUGGCUGUUGAUAGUAACAAGGUUGAACUUGUUUUGGAAAAUAAACUCGAUCGAGAGAAACAAAAAGAGAUGAAUUUGCUUCUGACAGCUUUGGAUGGUGGUUCUCCUCAGAGAUCAGGUACCGUAGUCAUACACGUCACUGUGCUGGAUGCUAAUGAUAACGCCCCAGUGUUUAGCCAGACCGUCUAUAAAGCCAGUCUGCCUGAAAACUCUCCUCCUGAUACUGAAGUGAUUAAUAUCAGUGCUACUGAUGCAGAUGAAGGCGUGAAUGGAGAUGUAACGUAUCAGUUUGGUCACGUGUCUGAUAAUGAUAUAAAUGUGUUUUCUAUUGAUUCUAAAACGGGAGUAAUCACAUUAACUGGUCAGGUUGACUUUGAAGAAAUCAGUUCUUUUGAAAUGAGAGUGAAGGCUAAGGAUGGUUUAGGACUAACGUCAUAUGCUAAAGUUAUAAUAGAUGUUCAUGAUAUUAAUGAUAACGCUCCAGUUAUAUACCUGAAAUCGCUAACUAAUCCCGUACCUGAGAACGUGUCACCUGGUACAGAGGUGGGCAUCGUUAACGUGCAGGAUGAAGAUUCGAACAUUAACCAAAAUGUCCACUGCUCCAUUCAGCAAAGUGUUCCUUUUAAAUUAGUUCCUUCGAUUAAAAACUAUUAUUCUCUAGUGACAACAGGACAACUGGACCGUGAACUAGUGUCUGAUUACAACAUUACAAUCAGUGCCACUGACGAGGGCUCUCCACCUCUGUCCUCCUCUAAAACUGUUCAGUUAUCUGUAGCUGACAUCAACGACAACCCACCUGUGUUUGAGGAACAAUCCUACAGCGCAUAUGUGAAUGAAAAUAACAAACCUGGCUCCACUUUAUGUUCCGUGACUGCUCGAGACCCCGACUGGAGACAAAACGGUACAGUGAUUUAUUCUCUGUUACCUGGUGAGGUGAACGGUGCCCCGGUGUCCUCCUAUGUGUCAGUUAACGGAGACACGGGGGUGAUCCACGCUGUGAGAUCGUUUGAUUAUGAACAGUUGAGGAACUUUAAAGUCCAGGUGAUGGCCAGAGACAACGGUUCUCCUCCACUCAGCAGUAACGUGACCGUCAGUGUCAUCAUAUCUGAUGUGAACGACAACUCUCCUCAGAUACUGUAUCCCGCCCUCGAGGGCAACUCCUUCAUGACUGAGCUGGUCCCCAAAGCUGCACACGGAGGCUCUCUGGUGUCCAAAGUGAUAGCAGUGGACGCGGACUCCGGACAGAACGCCUGGCUGUCCUAUCAUAUAGUUACAGCCACUGACUCGGGACUUUUCACUAUUGGUGUCCACAGUGGAGAGAUCAGGACACAGCGGGAUAUUUCAGAUUCUGACAGCAUGAAACAGAACCUUAUUGUGUCGGUGAAAGAUAACGGACAGCCCUCUCUCUCUGCCACCUGCUCCAUGUAUUUAAUUAUUUCUGAUAACUUGGCUGAGGUGACAGAACUGAAGGACAUUUCUUAUGAUGAGAAGAAUUCCAAACUGACAUCUUAUCUGAUCGUCGCCCUUGUGUCCGUGUCCACUUUUUUCCUGACCUUCAUCAUCAUCAUCAUGGGUGUGAGGUUUUGUCGCAGGAGAAAGCCCAGACUGUUGUUUGACGGAGCAGUCGCCAUCCCCAGCGCGUAUCUCCCUCCCAAUUACGCAGAUGUUGAUGGCACAGGAACUUUACGCAGCACUUACAAUUAUGACGCCUACCUGACAACAGGUUCUAGAACGAGUGACUUUAAGUUUGUGACAUCUUACAAUGACAACACACUGCCUGCUGACCAUACUCUGAGGAAAAGUCCCAGUGACUUUGUUGAUCCGUUUGAAGACUUUGAGACCUCUGAGGUAGGGGCUUAA